Molecule: messenger RNA, 4283 nt
Organism: Oncorhynchus gorbuscha (pink salmon)
Lineage: Eukaryota; Metazoa; Chordata; Actinopteri; Salmoniformes; Salmonidae
Gene: pdk4
Product: pyruvate dehydrogenase kinase, isozyme 4
Exons: 11
Coding region: 334-1566 (410 amino acids)
Biological process (GO): protein phosphorylation; regulation of glucose metabolic process
Cellular component (GO): mitochondrion
Molecular function (GO): pyruvate dehydrogenase (acetyl-transferring) kinase activity
Source: RefSeq, a predicted model, not a curated record
UGCCAAUCAAAUCCAAACUUCACCAACAACAACUCAACACAGAGGUCGGUCUUGUGAAGAGCAUUCGUGAAUUCUGGAAUAUUGUUGCUUGUUAAAAGUUUAGGUGAUGCAAAGACAUUCGGCACUGUUCAGGAAUGUGACUGUGUUUCAUUGACAAUUGUUUCGAACAAUGUCAAUUUAACGCAUUGAUAUUGCCCUUGGUGGCUAGCAUUAGCCAGCUAGCUAGCGUCUUUACGUCUGAGAGACUGGAGCGUGCUGCUGGUGAAGAGAAAGGGCAUCCUGGCUGACAACAAUCGGACUGUCUCGGGACUUCAAUUUUAAUUUGUUGCAACUAUGAAGUUAACGCAGUUUUUGCUAAAGAACAGCUCCAUACCGAAACAAGCACUAGUGGAUAGGUUUUCCAAGUUCUCGCCUUCGCCGCUGUCAAUGAAACAAUUCAUAGACUUUGGCUCAGCCAAUGCCUGUGAGAAGACGUCCUUUGUGUUCCUGCGUCAGGAGCUUCCUGUCCGGCUGGCCAACAUCAUGAAGGAGAUCGACUUCCUCCCUGACAAGCUUCUCAGCACCCCCUCACUACAGCUGCUACAGAGCUGGUAUGCAACAAGUCUGAUGGAGCUUGUGGGCUUCCUGGAGAAAGAUCCUGAUAAUAAAACGAUCCUAAAGAAGUUCACUGAGACGCUGGUGAACGUCAGGAACCGUCACAACAACGUGGUCCCCACCAUGGCCCAGGGCGUAGUGGAGUACAAGGAGGCUUUUGGCUCUGACCCCGUGACCAAUCAGAACGUCCAAUACUUUCUGGAUCGCUUCUACAUGAGCCGCAUCUCCACCCGCAUGCUCAUGAACCAGCACUCUCUCAUCUUUGAUGGAAGUGCCAACCCUGCCCAUCCCAAGCACAUUGGCACCAUCGACCCCGACUGUGACGUGACAGAGGUGGUAAAAGAUGCCUUCGAUAGUUCCAAGAUGCUCUGUGAGCAGUACUACCUGACCUCGCCAGAGAUUGACAUCACACAAGUCAACGCCAAAGGUCCUGACCAGCCUCUUCGUAUUGUCUAUGUGCCUUCCCAUCUCUACCACAUGCUGUUUGAGCUCUUCAAGAACGCCAUGAGAGCAACAGUGGAGACUCAUGAAAUGGCCCUGCAUCUCCCGCCGGUCAAAGUUCGAGUCUCACUGGGCAGUGAAGACCUGACAAUCAAGAUAUCAGAUCGAGGUGGAGGAGUUCCCCUGAGGAAGAUAGAGCGUUUGUUCAGCUACAUGUACUCCACCGCCCCCAGCCCCGUCGAUAUUGACAACUCACGCAACGCUCCACUGGCUGGUUUCGGCUACGGUCUUCCCAUCUCCCGUCUCUAUGCCAAGUACUUCCAGGGAGACCUGCAGCUCUACUCCAUGGAGGGAUAUGGGACGUCAGCUGUCAUCUACCUGAAGGCCUUGUCCUCAGAUUCUGUGGAAAGACUUCCUGUUUACAACCAGUCAGCCAUAAGGCAUUACCAGACGAGCAACGAGGCGGAUGACUGGUGCAUGCCCAGCAAGGAUCCCAAGAAGCUGGGGAAGUAUGAGAGGAGAAGUCAAUAGGGGUGUAACGGUACAGGUGUUCGUACCGAACCGUUCGGUAGGGGGCCUCGUUUAAGUCUGCACUCAACUAGAAUGAAUACAUUUAAUAAAAUAUAUACAAAAUAAAAGGCCUAUAGGCUAUGCCUACGCUGCGUUGUAGGCCAGUGCCUCGAGUAAAUUUGAGCUGAAUUUUUGUUUUUUUAGGGCUAUUCUGUUAAAACAACUAGAGCCUAUAUGCACAUUGUAAUCUAAAUUCAAAUCUUAAUUGGCACAUUUCAAACUGUCCUUGUGUGAGGCGCAUCCAGGAACUAGUUUUGUACGAUGGCGAGUGGUGGGGUAGAUAAACCAGGAGGAUCCUCCGUCGUUUAAAUCUCCAGUUUGGAAUGUUUUGGCUUCCCAGUAAAUCACAUUGGUGAUGGACAGAGAGUUGUGGAUAAGACGUUAACAGUAUGUCGCCACAAUUCAACGAGAAUAGGCUAUCCAGCUGCCAACACCUCAAAUAUGUUGACACGUUUAUGUCGACGUCACAAGAUGGAAACGGAAAGAAACAACCCAAAAUCACCUCCCCUCUGCAUUCAAGCAGCCGUUGGGAACUGGUUCUGACUGGCCACAAAUGACACGAGCAAUCGGUAGGCUGUGUUUAUAUUUUUUACAGUCUUUGGUUUAAAGCCACGCCCGUUCUCAGUGGUUGAGAAUAGGGAAUUCCAGCACCUUGUAAAAAUGCUCGAUCCACGUUGUGAACUUCCCUCUUGCACCCAUGUCAGGUUAUACCCGCUCUAUAUAAGCAAGCCACAGUUUUCUAGGAAUUGGCCAAUGCACCCUGUGUUGCGAUUACUUAAAAGUGACAGCCCAUCACCUUACCCCGGAGUGGGAGUGUAUGACUUCACAACUGGUAAAUUCCCACCUCCCACAUGGUUACAAAUGCAGCAUCAGUGUGAAAACGUAAUUUUCCUGCUGUACCGAAACCAAACCGUGACCCCAAAACGGCAAUACAUACCGAACCGUGGAUUUGGUGAACCGUUACACCCCUAGAAGUUAACCAAACAGACUGAGCUAGCAGGAAGAACAAAGGAGGAAGACCGAAAGGAGGAUCAAACUGACAGAAGGCACACAGUUGUACCCACAGCUAUUACCGUGUGUGAGAGAGAUGUGGAUUCCUCUCGCAAUGGAUAUUCUCAUACAUUCACUUGAAGUGGAAAAACACAUUACUGUCGGAGGCGUUUCAAUGGCAAUACCAGGAUCUCAAUUCAAUAAGUGACUUCAUGAAUGUUAGUUAGAAACAGGGUCGUACAAUACUCACAAUCAUAUUUUCUUCUGGUUAUAAUUUAACCACAGGUUUCAGUUAUUUAUUCCGCUCACUUAUUUGAACGUUAUUACACAGUGUAAGCUAGUGUUUUUCGCUUAUUAUUAAAAAGGGUGAAUGUUUAACGAUUAUUUAAUUUAUCAAUCGACUGAAUUAGGUUAGUACAGCUAAUGUCACAGCACUAUAAUCUGUGAUACUCCAUUUUUUAAAUGUGAAUUUAGUUCUUAACUCUUCACUCACAGCUACGGUUUGCAGCUUGGACACUGAGCUCUAUGGACACAGACACAUAGUGUGUCAGUCAGAAACAUGAUAAGGCCAUGCUGUCAGUCAAUGGAUUUUCUUUGAUUACCCUUCUACUACAGAUUGUUCUGUAGAUGGGGUGGGGGUUGUGGGGUGCAUAGCGGCCUCCGACUCAAGACUGUUUAUUUUCAGCUCUGAGCAUGUCACUUUUUUUUUACCCCUCACAAAUAUUUGUCCACCUCGAACUUUAGACAAAGUUUAUCUACAAAAGGGAUUUUAUUUGGGAAUUUAUUUAUCCUAAAGGGAUUUUCUUUGGGUUCCCCCCCAUCAACUGUUUUUCUUGGUGCCAUUUUGAGUUACACCCUGGCUUGUUUAAUAAGAUGAGAUGAAAUCCAAGGUCCAUUCAAGGUUUCCUAUUAAGAAAGUAAAUAUUGAAGAGAUUGAAGUAUUCUAGUGUACUCAUUGAGUCCAACUGACUUUUAAAAUAUAAGUUAUGUGAAUAUUGAGAGAAAUGUUAGAAACAUCAAAUUUAACUCAAUUUUGUAGAUUUACUAAAAUGAUUUAAUUUUAAGAGGCCGGCUAGGUCUUCCAUGCAUGAAGUAUUUAUUGAAUAAUGUGUGUCAUAGAGCAAAAUGGGAGUAUUAUCUCAUUUCUGUGAUUAGGGAUACAGUAAGACUGAGUUGAAUCAAAUGUUUGUCAUUAAAUUAAUGAAUUUCAUUCCCUGGUAUUCUCUAAGAAAAACUUGCAUAAGACAAUAUGUACACUUGCUUACAUUUAACCCAAUAACGGCUAUGUACAGUGCCUUCAGACAGUACUCACACCCCUUGACUUUUUCCACAUUUGAUACGCUACAAAGUGGGUUUCAAAUGCAUUUAACUGUCAAUGAUCACAAAAUACUCUCAAAGUAAAAUAAUAAAAAUAUAUUUUUAUUAGAUAAGUAUUCAACCCUGAGUCAAUACAUUACAGCUGUGUUUUUCUGGGUAAGUCUGUAAAUGCUUUGCAAACCUGAUUGUACAAUAUUUGCCCAUUAUUCAUUUUAAAAUUGUCAAGCUUAAUGUUGUGUUGGUAAGUGUAUAUUUGGCCUUGCGUUUUAGGUUAUUGUCCUGCUGGAAGGUGGAUUUGUCUUCCAGUGUCUGUUGGAAAGCAGACUGAACCAGGUUAUCCUAUAGGAUUUUGCCUGUGCUCUGUUCCUUUU